Molecule: messenger RNA, 6566 nt
Organism: Xyrauchen texanus (razorback sucker)
Lineage: Eukaryota; Metazoa; Chordata; Actinopteri; Cypriniformes; Catostomidae
Gene: mdc1
Product: mediator of DNA damage checkpoint 1
Biological process (GO): positive regulation of transcription initiation by RNA polymerase II
Cellular component (GO): nucleus
Molecular function (GO): protein binding
Source: RefSeq, a predicted model, not a curated record
CUAAAUGUUCCUGAUAACGUAUAUUGCAAUACAUUCACCUCUUAAGCACUUCUGAAAACGUAAUCGAUAAAAAAUGUUUUGAGAAGUUACUGUAACGUCCUGUGACCUUUCAGCCAAGCCAGAGUGGAGGAUGGAUGCGACUCAGCAGAUUGAGGAUUCAUACUCUGAAGAAGAAGAGGAGGAGUUGAAGAAAGGGGGAACAAAAAGACAACAGGUGGCAACAUUGAAUGUUUUUAAAAACGACCACAUCCCAGAGACAGAAUUCCCUCUCUACCUCGGAGAGAAUGUCUUGGGUCGGGAUCCUGCUGCCUGUUCUGUUUUGCUUCCGGCCCGAUCUGUGUCCAGUCGACAUGCUGUCAUCUCCAUCGCUGCAUUCCGCUCUAGUAACAGUCUUUCCGAUGACACUGAUGCCAUAGAGGCACUGUUGUGGGACAUGGGCAGUUUGAAUGGAACCAGAAAAUGCAGAUUCAAGCUGACGCCUCAUGUACGAUACGCUUUGGCUGAGGGAGACAGUGUAGUACUUGCUGACAUACCAUGCCAAUAUAUCAGCUUAAACACUUCAAAGAGAGAUUCACACAUAGUUCCAGAGGGUGUAGGAGCAUCCAAGCAAGAAAAAAAGGGAAGCCCAGAACUGCCCAGCAGUGACUCAAUGUCAAAUUUGAGUGAAGGAGUGCGGAAUAGGUUGAAUGAGAAAGGGACGAAUGUCUUGCCUCCUGUGCCUUUAUGGAGUGUUGAUGAUAAACAACUCAAGACUGCAGCCAGUAUGCAUUCACCGGAGCCAACUCUGAAACAGCCUGAGAUUACCCUGGUACCUGAAUCUGACUCCGGCUCAGAUGGAGAAAGUGAAACAGAUGUGAAAAAGGAUUUGGAUUCCACAUCCUCCUCUCAUCUGUGUAGUCCCACAAAUUCAACAUUCCUGACUCCUGCAAGAAGUGUAAUUCCAGAGAGUGAGGAUGAAAGUUCCAUUACGCCAUCUUCGGCUGCAAUGGACCGAUUCAGAAUGAUAGAAAGAUCCAGUGAACCCUGUUCAAGCUCAUCUAUGCCUGGCCUAAUAGCCUUAAACUUGAACAGUGAUACUGAUGUUGAGGAAAAAAGAGAAACUAAACCAGAGGCUCAGAUUGAAGUUGUUCCAAAAGUGAAACCAGUAUCUUCAGCUGACCUUCAUAUGGACCUUGAUACUGGUGUUGAGGAAGAGGAGAAAGAGAAAAGCACAACAAAUGUGGAACCAGUAUCAUCAGCUGGUCUUCAUAUGGACAGUGAUACUGAUGUUGAGGAAGAAGAGAAAGAAAAAAGCAAGACUGAAUCUGAAGCUAAGAAUGAUGUAGCUUUAAAUGUGGAAUCAGUAACUUCAACUGAUCUUCACAUGGACAGUGAUACUGAUGUUGAGGAAGAGGAGACAGAGAAAAAUAAGGCUGAACCAAAUCUUCAAAUGGAAGUAUCUUCAAAGGUGGAACCUUUAACUGAUCUUCACAUGGACAGUGAUACUGAUGUUGAGGAAGAAGAGAAAGAGAAAAGCAAGACUGAACAUGAAGAUCAGAAUGAUGGAACGUCAAAGGUUGAAUCUGUAACUUCAACUGAUCUUCACAUGGACAGUGAUACUGAUGUUGAGGAAGAGGAGACAGAGAAAAAUAAGGCUGAACCAAAUCUUCAAAUGGAAGUAUCUUCAAAGGUGGAACCUUCAACUGAUCUUCACAUGGACAGUGAUACUGAUGUUGAGGAAGAAGAGAAAGAGAAAAGCAAGACUGAACAUGAAGAUCAGAAUGAUGGAACGUCAAAGGUUGAAUCUGUAACUUCAACUGAUCUUCACAUGGACAGUGAUACUGAUGUUGAGGAAGAGGAGACAGAGAAAAGUAAGGCUGAACAUGAAGAUCAGAAUGAUGGAACGUCAAAGGUUGAAUCUGUAACUUCAACUGAUCUUCAUUUGGACAGUGAUACUGAUGUUGAGGAUGAUGUGACUCCCAUAGCUAAAAAUGUUCAUGAAAAGAAGUCAGAAACUCCCAGAGAUUUAGCAGUUCCAGAAAGUCCUCCAUCAGCCCCCACUCAUGCAGAAAUCCACUUGGACAGUGACACUGAUGUAGAAGAUGACAAUCUCAUGGACGUUCCCAUAGUAACAAAGGGUUCACAUCUGGUCAGUGAGGAAAGUGACAUUAGACCUUCAACAGCUCCAGGAACAAAGUUCAUGGACAGUGACACAGGCAUAGAGGAAGAAGCUGAGGACAAUGAAAAGAGAGAGGCCAGACACCUUCUGUCAAACAGAGAAACAGAUGAUGAGGAUCCUUUUAAACCUUUACCAGUCAAAACUCUGGAGGUUACAGAGAGUCAGAAUGCUUCUAUGUGUAAGAAAGUGGAGCAAUCAGAAGAGAGCACCCAUAAAAAACAAAACCUUCCUUCCCAAGCACAGAGUAGAUUUGAGGAACCCACCCAAUCCUUUGAGCACUCCGAAGAAGACUGGGAUCUACAGCCCACACAGGCAUACGGAGUUACUGGAGCCUGUGCUGGGGUCAGGCCAAAACAACUUGAUCUUGAGGCCACACAGGCAUACGAAACGGAAAUAGACAGAGAAAAAGAGGAGGAGGAUCCUCUGAGUCAUACCCAACCCUACUCCAACCUUUCCACCGCCGAAACACAGCUCAUCUCUAUAGCAAAGGGUGAGAAUGAUGAUGAAGAUGAAGAGAUGUUUGAUGACUCUCACCUAUCCAGAGCAGAUACUCUGAUCAUCGCCAGCACCCCUAGACGAGAGGAGCAGACGCAGCCUUUUGCAAUUUUCAGUGCCCCAACACAACUCAUCUGGGAGGGAGAGGAGAAAGAGGCAGAUCAGAGUGAGCCCACCCAGCUUGUGGAGUCCAAUACUUCCAAUGAAACGCAGUCUGCACAAGACUGUGAGGAGGAGGGGAACAAGAAAUGGGGUAGAAGGAAACCCCAUAUUAGAGGAAAAAAGCAGAAAGAAAAAAAUGACUCCAGCUCCCAUCUUUUCAUUGCAGAAACCCAGCCUAUGUGUGAGGAAGAAGAGGCACCUUCUGAAAAUGAAUCUAUACACCUUAUGGAAAAACCCUCCAGCUCCCAUGUCACUAUUGCUGAAACCCAGCCUAUGAGUAAGGAAGAAGAGGUACCUUAUGAAAAUGAAUCUAUACACCUUAUGGAAAAACCCUCCAUCUCCCAUGUCACUAUAGCUGAAACACAGCCUAUCAGUAAGGAAGAAGAGGUACCUUAUGAAAAUGAAUCUAUACACCUUAUGGAAAAACCCUCCAGCUCCCAUGUCACUAUUGCUGAAACACAGCCUAUGAGUAAGGAAGAAGAGGUACCUUAUGAAAAUGAAUCUAUACACCUUAUGGAAAAACCCUCCAGCUCCCAUGUCACUAUUGCUGAAACACAGCCUGUGUUUGAGGAAGAAGAGUUUCUAGAUGAAGGUCUAGACAAUGUGGUCAGCAAAAUUAAACAUAUAGGUGAAAAUGAAUGCAUAAAGCAUACUGAAAAUCCCACCAGCUCCAGUUUUACUAUCGCUGAAACACAACCUAUGUGUGAGGAACAAGAAGAACUUGGUGGCAGAGCACAACAGGCGGAGGAAUAUAAAUCCACAGAGGUUGCUGAUAAAGACUCGCAGAACGCAGAACGCAAAGAAAUGCAGCCAAAAUAUGAAUAUGAAGAGGCACCAACAGAAGAUCUGAACAAUGAUAUCAGCAGUAGGCAGAUAGAUGAAGACAAAUCCAAACAACUCCAAAAAACCUCCAGCUCUCAUGUCAUCAUAGCGGAAACACAGCCAAUGCAUGACGAAGAUGAGAGACAGGAGAAAGGGCUCAGUAACAAGAUGUUGUCUAUAAGAUCAUGCAGAGGAAGACCAAAAAAGGAGGAUGGCAUCCCUCAUCAUAUAACAGAAACCCAGGCAGUUUGUGAGGAAGAAAAAGGAAGGGAUGAAGAUCUCAACAUUGGAUUCAAAACCAGGAGAUCAUGUAGGGGAAGACCAAUAAAAGAGGACGAGUUCACACAGCCUGCUGAAUCUGCAGUCAAAUCCCUUCCCACUAUCACAGAAACACAACCUCUAUGUGAGGGAGAAAAUUUUCUGAACAGUGGAGCCAAGAGAUCCCGCAGGGGAAGACAAAAAAAUGAAGGUGAACCUGCACAGUCUGUCGGACCAAACUCUGAUCACAACAUUACUGAAACACAGCCCAUGUGUGAGGAAAAUGCCCAAGAAGAACCUGCAAACACUGACAGCUCAUAUCAGAGAAGACAGACUAGUGGUCGAAGACAGAGGAAAGAAAAGGCAGAGGAGGAUUGUGAGACUGUAGCAUCUAGUAAAGGCAGAGGAAAAGGUAGAAAAGGCCAGGAAGGAAAAAGGAAGAGAGAAAAAUUAUUGUCUGAGGAAGAUGAAGUGAGUGAGGAGGAAAAAGCAACAACGAGGAGGGCAGCAAGAAGGACUGGUUUGAAAAACAAAUGUAGUGAAAAGGAAGAAGGGGAAGGAUUUGAGGAAAAUGUAGAGCAGAAUGCCCAAAAAGAGAGAGAGUUGCAAGAACAGGAGAGAGCAAGGUUAGAAAGAGAAGAAAAGGAGAGACUGGAGUGUGAGAGAAAGGAAAAAGAAGAACGGGAAGACCAAGAAAGAGCUGAAAAAGAAAUGAGACAAAAGGAAGUAGAGGAGCUGGAGUGGUUAAAACGGGAAGGAGAGAAAAAAAUCAGAGAGGAAAUCGAGAGAAAAGAGGGGGUAAAGAGGGAAAAAGAGGAUAAAGAACUGUUCGAAAGAGAGUUGAAGGAAAAAUUGGAGAGGGACAGGAGAGAAUCAGAAGGGGAAGAAAGACAAAAGCUUAAAAAGGAAGAGGAGGAAAAACUUGAGAGGAGUGAGAAGGAACAAAAUGAUAAGAUGGAAAAGGAGUGUUUACGAAGUUUAGAGGUGGAGAGAGAACAAUUGGAAAAAGAGAGACAAGAAAAUGAGAAGCUUAAGAUGGAAACAAAAACACAGCAGAAGAGAAAACAAAAUAAGACAGAUAAGAACCAUUCAGAGAUUGAACAAUUGGACGAAAAUACAGAACUAGAGGUACCCAGUGUUGAAGCUCAAAGUAGAUGGACACGUAGCCAUUCAAGCUCCUCGAUGAACUCAGAGCAGUCUGUAUCCUCGCAACAGGAGCAGUCCAGUCAGAGGGGCAGAGGGAGGGGCAGGGGGCGGGGCAGAGGAAGACAGAUAGAUAAAGAGCAGCCAAUCAGCGGCAGACAGUCUGGCAGGAGAAAAACCAUCGCAGGUGCUGCAAGUGAAGAUAAGGUCUCCAAUUCCGUAUCUCAGUCCCGAUCUCGUUCCAGUUCAGGAAAUUCAGAAAGAUCCUCUAAUAGCUUGGGAACUCAAAACCAAGGAAUGAGGGGAAGAGGAAGAGGUAGGAAAAGUGUGAAAUUACCAGAACCAGUGGAGGAAGCUUCCCUAGCCAAAACUUCAGGAAAAGUAAGGGGGAAAGGAAACAGGCCUUCUGGUGCAGAGAAUAUCACUAUAGGCCUUAGCAAAGAGUGUUUACAAGAUGCAGAGGCAGUAGAGGAAGAGCCUGCUGUACAAAAAACCAACAGCAGAGGUCGUAAGAGAGCAGCCAACACCAGCACAUCCACAGAAGAGACGCCUCCACCUACACCCAAGACACCACGACGCUCUGUAGCCAGUCAGAUGCACAAGGUGUCAUUUACUGGAUUGACUGAUGAGGAAGGAGAAAAAGUAGUAGCCCGGUUGGGGGGGAGUCUGGCGAAGGGGGUGAACGAUAUGACUCACCUGGUGACUGAUAAGGCAAGGCGCACUGUUAAGUUUUUGUGUGCUGUUGCCAGAGGAGUGCCUAUUGUGACUCCUGAGUGGCUAAAGAAGUGUGGCAAAGCCGGCCAAUUCAUCUCCGCUAAUGAAUAUUUAUUGAAGGAUGUCGAGCAGGAGAAGAAGUUUAGUUUUAGCCUACAGAAGGCACUCAAAACAGCUCAAUGCCAGCCUCUUUUAAAGGGUUAUGAGAUUCAUGUGACACCAUCUGUAAUGCCAGAACCAUCACAAAUGAAAGAAAUUAUCACCUGUUGUGGAGCACGUUUCCUUCCCAAAAUGCCCUCUGGUCAUAAGGAACACACUGUGGUGGUGUCAUGCGAGCAGGAUAUGGUGCUUUGUGAAAAGGCAGUGAGUGUGUCAUUGCCCGUGGUCAGCACAGAGUUUCUGUUGACUGGCAUUCUGCAGCAGAGAGUUGACCUGCAGGUCUAUUCUCUCACUUCCUCUCUCAGGACCCCCAAUCAGCCUACAGCCCCCAAAGCUCCUGCCAGGGGUCGGAGGAAGUAGUGACAAUGACAAGACUUUCCAUGUAUUAAAUUUGUGCUAGUCUUGUACAGUAUCUGAUUCAUUAGACUGCUUAAGAAGAUGAAUAAAAUGCCAGUUUUAAAAGGACAGUAAUUAAUUUGAUUAGAUGUGAAAUGCUGCUACAGUUGUAACCAUACACCCACUGAUUCCUGUGAAUGUGAGAGCUCAAGAAAAGAGUGUGAGAGGUGGUCAUCAAGGAAUAUGUGUGUGUCAGUAAAGGAAGAAUGAGAUAUCCUGAUUUUAUUAUAUUACAUCAAUAAACUCUUUCUGAGACAGA